Penicillium argentinense is the source of this 1614-nucleotide messenger RNA. RefSeq lists its product as uncharacterized. The transcript has a single exon. The record is from RefSeq and is a predicted model, not a curated record. NCBI's taxonomy places the organism in Eukaryota, Fungi, Ascomycota, Eurotiomycetes, Eurotiales, Aspergillaceae. Bases 1 to 1614 code for a protein of 537 amino acids.
AUGGCCCGGCCCUACGACCCCCCUACCCACAUUCCACCCUUCGUGAAACCGCUCGCUCCUUACAUCAAGCCCCGUCAAGAGGCUCUCCGCAUCCGACAAGCAUUGACGUCGUACCUGCGCUCCUUUAUCGUCUUCGCCGAUGCCGACCCGACCGUUGCCCAAUCCCAUCUCGCCCUGUGUGUGCCGACGGACGCCGUGACCGAUGUCAAACGCAUCCCUGCGGAUCUCUCGGGGCUGCGGAAGGAAUAUUUGAAGGCGCUGCAGGCCAAUGUCGCGGCACAGAAGGGGCUGCAGGCUGUGUCGGAGGACGUUGCCUCGCUGAGGCGGCAACGGUCAUCCAGGCACAGCCCUGCUGACCCCGUCGAUCCCCAGGAACCUGGGGCGGAGCUGCGAGAUUAUCUACAGCUCCUUCGCGAUCGGCGUCGCCAUACCAAGCUGCAGGUCUUUCAGCAUUAUCUUGAAGAGCUCCAUGCCCGAGAGCCGAGUGGCCUCGUGGCGGAUGAUGGCCUCGGGGACGAUCCCAACCAACAGCUGCUCCUCCCGGAGACAGAGGGAGUGGAUCGUGGUGGCUCCUAUGCAGACCUACAGGGGUUGGUUCACAAUCUUGAAAGAGCGGUAGUACGCGCCCGAGCACAGUUGGACCGGGAGAAGCAAUUGUUCGAAAAGGUCAAGUCGCGGCACGACUCGAGAUCAAGUGCAACUCCAGACGAACCGACACCCGAUGUUAAACUUCAGGCCUUACAACGCACACGCGAUGAGCUAGUACAAUGGGUCGAGGAACGCCUGGUGGAUGUUGGAGAAAUGGACGAGAGUAUGGUGCAGGACCUGCCUUCGGAGGAGAUUGAGGAGACUCAGCGUCUCAUGGAGAAUCAAAAGGCGCAAAUUAGCGAGCAGUAUGCCGCUUAUCUACAGGCUCGACAGGAACUGCUGGAUACCGCCUCCAAAGCCUGCCAGCCGGUGACCGUAAGCUCUAAACCGACGCAGCGGCUAAGCUACCGGGCUGAGCUUCCCACCGAAGAGCUUCCAGCACCCGAUCCGCUGGAUCUUCUGGCGUACGCCAACGGGACCCUCGUCCCGCUUUCGAAGAGCCAGAAGGCACUGGCCCUUCAAAAGACCUACUUGAGCGGACUACUCGCGAAAGAGAAAUUCACGACGCUUCGCGCUUUUCACCGUCUACGAGACGAGAGUCACCUGCUCCCCGAAUACCCUAUCCUUGCCCGUCAACCCCGCUUCAAACAUGCCGUAGCCGCGCUGAAUUCCCGCAAUCAACACCAGUCCGCCGAUCUAAACCCGCCAGAUGAGAUUGUCAGUCUUGCCGAAGCGUGGUCAUUUGCCUCGGACGCCGCCGCAUCGAACGAACGAGAUUAUGUACAACAAAAGGUCGCACUGGGGACAGAGGUCACGCAAGAUGCACGGAAGACGCUGGCCGAGGUGUACGAGACGCUCAACCAAGACCUCAAUGAGGUCAUGGGCGACGGUGUGGAGCAGGACUCGGAGGCGUCAGAUAUAUGGGCCUCCGAAGCUCGCACACGACGACGGGUCGGUGGGUCCCGACAGGAAACAGGCCCUAAGGGACCAUGGGCCGGGUUGAACGGGCGAGUCGGAGUCGAAUGA